CUUCACCAGCUCCUCAUUUCCCCAACUCUCCCCUCUUUGUUCCCCAAAUCCCCUCGAUACAAAGCUAUAAAAUCAUCAUUUGUUCAUAUAAAAGAUCCAUUUUUUUAAAUUUUCACCGCCUUUUUUCCAACCCCUUUUGUUUAAUUUCACCAAUUCGUUUCCAAUCUUCGUAUUGAUCUCACCGAUUCGGUUCAAGAUCCACGAAACCCUAAUUCAGAUUUCGCUUAAUUAAGGGAUUAAUGGCUGAUCAAGUGUUGGAGGGUGGGAGUCAACCGGUUGAUCUGUCUAAACAUCCUUCUGGAAUUGUUCCUACUCUUCAGAACAUUGUAUCGACGGUCAAUCUAGAUUGCAAACUAGACCUUAAAGCAAUUGCUCUACAAGCACGUAAUGCAGAAUAUAAUCCCAAGCGUUUUGCUGCUGUGAUUAUGAGGAUAAGAGAGCCUAAAACAACUGCACUGAUCUUUGCUUCUGGGAAGAUGGUUUGUACAGGAGCAAAGAGUGAACAACAAUCAAAACUGGCGGCACGAAAGUAUGCUCGGAUUAUUCAAAAACUUGGGUUCCCAGCAAAGUUCAAGGACUUUAAAAUACAAAAUAUUGUCGGCUCAUGUGAUGUGAAAUUCCCUAUUAGACUUGAAGGCCUUGCAUACUCUCACGGUGCUUUUUCAAGCUAUGAACCAGAGCUGUUCCCGGGAUUGAUUUACAGGAUGAAACAACCGAAAAUCGUUCUGCUGAUUUUCGUUUCAGGGAAAAUUGUCUUAACAGGAGCGAAGGUUAGAGAUGAGACUUACACCGCGUUUGAGAAUAUAUAUCCGGUGUUAACUGAAUUCAGGAAGAAUCAGCAGUGAUUUGGGACUCAUGGUUUUGAUGAUAAUGUUAUGGGUGAAAAUGGGGAAAAGGGCUCAAGUUGACUUGUGAGGGUUUGACAAGCAAUGUGAUUUUGACUUUGCCUUCAUGAAGGCAAUUGUAGUGUAAAUACAUGGUGGAAAUGGAAACUGUCAUAGUUGUAAUCAUCAUAAUGAGAUAUUGUCAAGAUUUUAUGAUCCAAAGCACAACUUUUCUAUUAUUUUAUACAUUUUAACGUUUUUAAUA
Molecule: messenger RNA, 1089 nt
Organism: Helianthus annuus (common sunflower)
Lineage: Eukaryota; Viridiplantae; Streptophyta; Magnoliopsida; Asterales; Asteraceae
Product: TATA-box-binding protein
Exons: 10
Coding region: 240-845 (201 amino acids)
Biological process (GO): DNA-templated transcription initiation
Molecular function (GO): RNA polymerase II general transcription initiation factor activity; DNA binding
Source: RefSeq, a predicted model, not a curated record